AUGCUAGUUCUGGUUUUCUUCCGUUCGCUGCCGACGUCGAGCUCUGUGACAGGCGGCCCGAAGGCGUCGGUAGACCUUUCGCCGCUGACGAAACAGAUCGAAGCGCUUCAGAGGAAUGUGGCGCAGAUCUCCUCGGAUCUCCAGCGCAGUCAGAAAGAGGCAGCACAAGGUUUUGCAGAGAUGCGACAGGCGCAGCAGGACCGGAGAUCGAUGGACGAGGAGAUGCUCCUGGCGCUGAAGGAUUUGCUUGAGAUUGCAGCAGGAGAGAUGGAUGGUGCCCAUGGCAACAAUGGUGUCGUCCCCAAUGUCAACCAAGGAGUGCCACACAACUCGGUGCACACCCUCAGGGCCGUACCAACUCCUUUGAAUCCAAACCUAAUCAAUUCCGAGCCCCCGGUGGUGCAACCUGUUCCUGUGCAGGCCCCCAUGCCUGUUCCCGUGCAGGCCCCUGUGCCUGUUCCCGUGCAGGCCCCUGUGCCUAUUCCUGUGCAGGCCCCUGUGCCGGCCCAGCCUAUGCCAGAGCCGACAUCAGCCGCAUCCGCACCAGGCCUUUUCGGUGCCAACUCUACGGCGACUCCCAUGCCCACCACCCCUGAGAUGGCAAAUGCCAAGGACCCCUUUGCGGCAGCAAGGCAAACCACCCCCGAGCCUGUGCCAACACCAGCCGUAACCACACCGCUUUCAACAGCACCGGGCCUUUUCGGUGCCAACUCUAUGGCGACUCCCAUGCCCACCACCCCUGAGAUGGCAAAUGCCAAGGACCCCUUUGCGGCAGCGAGGCAAACCACCCCCGAGCCUGUGCCAACACCAGCCGUAACCGCACCGCUUUCAACAGCACCGGGCCUUUUCGGUGUCAAUUCUGCGGCGACUCCCAUGCCCACCACCCCUGAGAUGGCACAUGCGGUCCCAGAGGCUGUACCCAUGCAACCCCCUGUGCCUAACCCGGCACCGGCUACGCCGGAACAGAUUCCUACCCCCAUGCAAACCCCAUCAUCCUUGAAUGGGGGCUCGUCACUGUUCAACAAUGCCGCUUGCCUAAAUUGGGGCCUUGCUCUUGGCUGCAAGCUUGAGACACACAGCCUCAUUUGCUGCAUUUUGCUACACAUUGCCAGACAGCUAAGGACAAGAUGA
This is a messenger RNA of Symbiodinium sp. CCMP2592, 1131 nucleotides long. NCBI's taxonomy places the organism in Eukaryota, Dinophyceae, Suessiales, Symbiodiniaceae. The record is from the annotation of a GenBank genome assembly.